This is a messenger RNA of Daktulosphaira vitifoliae (grape phylloxera), 873 nucleotides long. RefSeq lists its product as uncharacterized. The record is from RefSeq and is a predicted model, not a curated record. The coding region runs from base 246 to 806 and encodes 186 amino acids. NCBI's taxonomy places the organism in Eukaryota, Metazoa, Arthropoda, Insecta, Hemiptera, Phylloxeridae. The transcript has a single exon.
UUAAAGGCUGAUUUACACGAUGCCAGUUGUUGGCAUGCCAGCUGGUAUGCUAGCUGGAAGGUCACUGGCGUCUGUCAACUGGAAUUGGCAACCGACUGGCGCCUAUCGUUUACACGAUGCUGGUUACUGGCAGACACUAGUAGCUAGUGGUAGUGUAUUAUCAAUUCAAGUACUGAGUUGUAGUGUACACGUUAUCACGUCUUGUAUAAAAUAUAAACAUCGUCUUAUAAUAUUUUAAUAUAGUUAUGGCGGAAAUAACAUACAGCGAUACAUUUAAAAAAGCAGUGUGUUCUAUUACUACACUAUUGUGUGACGAGCUGUUGGAGAUAUGUGAAGAAGAAUCGAAGAAGAGAAAAAGAAAAGUUUGGGUUAGAAAUUGGAUGGAUAAAAAGAAAUAUGGAGCAUCAGAAACAAUUAUAAGAGAACUUAGAGACAAUGAUCCACUUGAAUUUAAGUCUGUUAUAAGGCUAACACCCGAACAGUUUGAAGAGUUGUUGCUUAAGAUAAGUCCAAUCAUAAGCCGUACUGACACUUUUAUGCGCCCAGCUUUAUCUGCCAGGCUAAAGUUAGAAUUAACCCUAGCAUUCUUGGCCUCAGGAACAAACUCUAGAAUACUGUCAGUAAUGUUCCGCGUUUCCAAAGCAUCAAUUUCAAAUAUGAUACCUGAAGUAUGUGAUGCUAUCUAUUCAGUUAUGAACGAUUACAUAAAAGUAAGUAUUUAUUUACAAAAAAAAAUAAUAUACUUUUAUUAUUACUUUUAUUUUAUUAUUAAUCUUCAUAAUUAUUACACAUUCAUAAUUUAUUAAACUUAAUAAAAAAACGAUUACAUUCAUAAUUUAUUAAACAUCAUAAAAAAACGAUUACAUUCAUAAU